AUGAAGUUUGUACACAUGGUUCUGGUGGCCAUGGUAGUUGUUUUUCUUAUGAACAUGCACUCAUAUGAGGCAUGCAGAGUGUUGCAUGGGGAAGAAAACUUGACGAUGAGGAUGAAGAAAGAUGUCCUGCAAAUUAGGGGCAGUUCUAAAAUUAAUCCUCCCUUCUUCCCUUUGAUCAAGCGAAUGCUUAGUCACCGUCCUGUCCCACCCCAAGGCCAUAGUCCGAUUAUCCCUAGAAGUAGAGUACCAAACAAGAGCUAG
Molecule: messenger RNA, 261 nt
Organism: Prunus armeniaca (apricot)
Lineage: Eukaryota; Viridiplantae; Streptophyta; Magnoliopsida; Rosales; Rosaceae
Source: the annotation of a GenBank genome assembly